AUGCUGAUGGACUUGGAGUAUCAACGGAACCUCCAGGCACCGAAUGGUCCACCCUUGAUCUCCCCAGGCGACUUUCGGUCCCCGCGACUGUCCCGGCCUCCGCCGGUUGUUGACUACCUGCACAGGAGCCCCGAUUCUGGCGAGAUGGAGAAGACCCCGCCUAGCAUCGGAAAGCGCCGAGGCGGCAGUCGAAAAGCCUGCAACGAGUGCAAGCAGCAGAAGCUGCGAUGUGAUAUUGUCCAGACCCCCGCCGCGGCAUGCUCCCGCUGCCGUAGGCUGGGAAUUGAUUGUAAGGUCGAACAAUCUUUCAAGCGUAUCUCCAAAAGAAGGCGCAAUGCCGAGAUGGAAAAGGAGAUCGCAGACCUCCGCCGCCGUCUCGCGACGAAUGAGGAUCCUGAUGAAGUGGCAGAGCCUCAUGCACGCGACGACCAGUCGCCAUGCUCGGAAGCAGCCUUUAGCCGCCGUGACUCGACUGGCCGAGACCAGUCGAGGCCAGUAUCAGUACCAGCGGAGUCGUAUCCGUCGAUGGCAACCCCAUUAACCAUGAAGAGAGAUGGGUCCAUUCGCUCUCAGGAAGAGAAUACGCCGUGGCGGCUUGAGGAUAUCGCCCUCUCCCGGGCGCGAGUCGCACGGCUCUUCGAACAAUAUUUCAAUUAUUAUCAUCCCUUUCUUCCUCUUCUGAACCUGCCAAAGCCUCCGGAGGUCUAUUUGAGUCGAUGUCCCUUACUUGCCUGGACAAUUGUCUGUGUGGCCAGUCGUCGAUCUCCAUCCGAUCCGGGCCUCUUGACUGCUCUCUCUGGACCGUUCAGUCGACUCUUAUGGUCCACUAUUACGAGUGUUCCUCAGAAUUACCGGGUGGUCAAGGCAUUAUGUGUCCUGUGCACCUGGCCCCUGCCAACCACAAGCCAACGAACGGAUGCCACCUUUAUGCUUAGUGGCCUGAUGAUGCAGAUUGCCAUGCAGCUGGGAUUGCAUCGGCCCGUCCAGGCUGAAGAGUUCACCACAUUCCGGAUCGAGGCCCAAGGAGAAGCGUUAAAAGAUCGCCUACAUACAUGGGUGAUCUGCAAUAUCGUCGCCCAGAACGUUGCAACAGGAUAUGGCCAACCCCCUUGCACCAUUUACGACUGGGCUCUCGAACCUCCUUCUCUGAAAGAUGCCGAUUAUCGCCUCCCUGGCGAUCUGGCGGUCCGGUUACGCAUUGAGAAGUUCUGUGACCGAGUCACCAAAGCUUUGUAUAGCAGCAAGCCCGAGCCGGCUGAGUUCAUCAGUGCGGAGAAGCUCGUCAUCGUGCAGAUUCUUGAAAGUGAAUUGCGGGAGAUGGAAGUGGAGUUUGGUCGAGAGAUCUCCGCCAUCAAUAUGAUCCACCUGCGUGCCGCUGAACUGCAUCUUCGAUAUUUCGCCUUUCUGAGUUCCAAUGCACGAAAUGAUGACCUCACUAAGCUCUUCCUCGCCACCACCUCCUUCCUGGGACGCGUGCUGGAUCUGGAAACCUCCCCAGGCGAGCUGAUCGGCCACUCGACGAAUUACAUUCUUCAGAUGAUCGUGGCGGCGGCAUUCGCUCUGAUGAAGCUGCUUAAGAGCAACUUUAGCCGCCAUAUUGACUUUAAUCAUGGCAAGCUUUUGUUCAAUGGCGCCAUCUCGGCCAUACGCCGGAUCAGUGUGAUGGAUCAUGAUCGCCCGGUCCGGCUGGCGGAUAUUUUGGCUCAAAUGUGGAACGCGACCGGGCCCGAACCGGCCGAUGAGGAUGGGCUCCAACUCAAAGUUCGCUGCCGGAUGAGCAUGAGCCAUGUCUACGAUACCGUCUGGCGAUGGCGACAGCGGUUCCGACCGGUCAAGAGUCUGGAAGAGAUGCAAGCAGCCGCGGCGGCAAAUCAUGCCCUGUCAACAUCUACCGGACAUAUGGCACGGCCGCAAGAUAGCUCUCUGGGAGACCCGUCCCUGGUGCUCCCCGCCCAGUUUGACGAGAGCGGCGCCUUCUUCAGUGAGACCGGCUUCUCCGAGGUGUUUGAUUCUCUAAACUGGGUGUUUGAGGGCUUCCCUGACAGCUUUGUUGCACCCCCAGUUCUGUAG
Messenger RNA from Penicillium canariense, 2070 nucleotides. Its product is annotated as transcription factor domain-containing protein. The record is from RefSeq and is a predicted model, not a curated record. Lineage: Eukaryota; Fungi; Ascomycota; Eurotiomycetes; Eurotiales; Aspergillaceae. Bases 1 to 2070 code for a protein of 689 amino acids. Gene Ontology annotation, cellular component: nucleus. Gene Ontology annotation, biological process: regulation of DNA-templated transcription; DNA-templated transcription. Gene Ontology annotation, molecular function: DNA-binding transcription factor activity, RNA polymerase II-specific; zinc ion binding; transcription cis-regulatory region binding. The transcript is spliced from 7 exons.